Rhodofomes roseus is the source of this 2200-nucleotide messenger RNA. RefSeq names its product rab-GTPase-TBC domain-containing protein. Lineage: Eukaryota; Fungi; Basidiomycota; Agaricomycetes; Polyporales; Fomitopsidaceae. The transcript has 7 exons. Bases 152 to 1999 code for a protein of 615 amino acids. Gene Ontology annotation, biological process: endoplasmic reticulum to Golgi vesicle-mediated transport; positive regulation of GTPase activity. Gene Ontology annotation, cellular component: endoplasmic reticulum membrane. The record is from RefSeq and is a predicted model, not a curated record. Gene Ontology annotation, molecular function: GTPase activator activity.
CCGAGCUUGACGUCGACCACUCACCUCUUCCGGCAGCCCUGGGGCUGUUGCGCUCUGUUGCCCUCCACACGUCUCGGACUUUCUGAAUACUCCUUGCAGGGCAUCCCUUCAACAAAUUCUCAUACAGUAAUCUCCGCAACGGUCGUUACAUAUGAGCGACGGCGAGGCCGUGGAACGCGCUACCCCGACCUCUGCCUCACCAGACUGGGAUGCCCUGCGGAAGAGAAGCCUGGGACCCCAUGGGUUUGGUGACGAGCGUAAGACACUCUGGCCACAGUUGCUGCACGUAAAUCUCGCAGAAGCCAGUGCACCGAAGGCGGACACUUCGUCAGAACCGCCACCAGUUGUUGAGGAUGCUUCUGGAAGUGAGGAUCCACAAAUCUCCGCCGAUAUCGAUGAAGCACUUGCUCAUAGAGACGAACGACAAAUCGGCCUGGACACGAACCGCAGUUUCGUCUUGUACCCAGUAGACGAGGGUCCGGACAGGGAGCGUCUGAAGCAGCAGCUGCACGAACUGAUUGUUUCUGUGUUCCGGAAACGCCGUCACCUCAACUAUUUCCAGGGCUAUCAUGACAUCGUCUCAGUCCUGUUUCUGACUUUGCCACCCGAGCUGCAGGCUCCGUCUGUGGAGAAGAUGAGCUUGCAUCGGGUGCGCGAUGCGAUGGGUAUGACGCUAGAGCCUGUAGUAGGGCUGCUGAGAAUCACAAAACGUUUACUCCAGGCAGUCGACCCAGACUUCUCGUCAAUCGUAGAUCAAACAUCACCGCUCCCUUAUUUUGCACUGUCGAACAUUUUGACACUGCUCUCUCAUGAUGUUCCAAGCUUGCCCUUAAUCCAGCACAUCUUCGAUUACCUACUAUGCAGACAACCUAUUGCCGUCGUCUACCUUGUGACAGCGAUUAUCAUGUCUAGACGAGAUGAAGUUAGGCAACUCACACAAGAAGGCGACGACGGCAUGAUCCAUUCAGUACUCAGUACACUUCCUGAUCUCUAUGAAGAGGAUGAGCACGCUAUUCCGGACGAGGCCCCAUCUAAAGGUGCCGCACACGAGUUACACGAGCCUGUGGCAGCGUCUCCUGCUGGACCGCCGGACGCAAUGCCAGUCGCAGAGCCGAGUACGGAUGCCUCGAACAUUGUCACUGAAGAGCAGCAGCAUGUCGACUUCAGCGACGAUACGACGGCAGUGACUUCUGUCUCUGCCAUGUCGGACACAUCGUCCACGGUCGGUGACGAGGAAUCCAUAACGGUCAACGAAUCGGAUGUUGAGGAAGACAACAUCAUCAACGAGAAAGCCACCACAAUGACGACUCCCCUAUGCUCGUCCACCGAGAUGGAGCAUCCGUCGCCGGACCACCCGUCGGACCAGCCUGAGCAACAAUCAGACCUCUUCGAAAAGCAUCCCCUCUCACGCGCAUCCACAAUCACUGAAUCCGAUGACUCCCCUCCCCGCCCACGCGUCUCCCUCACCUCCCUUCUCAUACAAGCCGAUGACCUGUACGCACGCUUCCCUCCAUCGCACCCCUCCAUCGCGCUUGCCACGAUCAUGGGCCCCCAGAGCGUGAUGCUCACCUGGUCCUCGGACCCCUCCGAGCUGCCCUCCGACGACGACGCCGAACUGAUGGUCACGAAGCCCGAGCUCGUCGUCCUCCCCUACAUCGAGCCAGACGACGAGGUCGAGUCCGACGACGAAGGCGCGUCGCCGCGCGGGAAGCGCCGUGCGCGGGACAGGGACCGGGCCCGGCGCCGGCUGAAGAAACCGCGGCACCUCGUGCUGCAGCGCAAGACGAUGGUCGCGGGCGCGGUGCUCGUGCUCGGCGUCGCCGUCGCGGUGUAUGGGCUGCAGAACGGCGGGGCGGCGGGCUUAUUCAGGGGCUUUGCAGAGGGACAGAGGGAGAGGCACUCGAUGGGCAGGGAGUGGAAGAGGAUGAGUAGCUUUGUAGGGGGUGUUGUGAUUGGUGUCGGGGAACGCAUAUUUGAACCGCUCUUGCAUGGGCUGUGAGCUGUGCGGAGGGUUGGCUAUGUAUUCGCGGAUUGGGAUUGGGAAUGAUUCUAGCAUCAUACGUGGCUGGGUCUAUAUUUAUGAUUUAGGAAUGGCCUCAGGAAGCUCAGGGUAUAAUUCGCAGCGCAGUGGGCCGCAAUUUUCGAAAGAGGAUAGUUUCCUGUUACGGAGGUGAACGCCACAACCAGCUGGAUUUGGAAU